AUGGUGCCCAAGCAGGCGUUCCUUGCGGUGAUACCGAUUCUGGGUCGCACUUGUGCCGAUGCUGAUCCAUUCGACAUCACCGCGGAUCAUCUGGCAUGGGACGAUACGACGUACACUCUCAUUUCAAGCCGGCCUAAUCCAGAGGCGGACCAGGCCUGGCUGCCCCAGUCGAACGGGUACAUUGGCCUGACCCAGGGCAGCCUAGGCCCAUUUCUGGAAGUGAACAGCCUCCAGCAGACAUUCGCCACGGUCAAUGGCUUCUGGGACCAUGAGCCGGAUGGCAAGAGAGUGAUUGCUGGCAUUCCCCAUUUCACUGACCUCCUCGUUGGUGCAUGCAAUAGCACCUUGAACGGAACUACUGCCACUUCAGAAAUCAGCGAUUUCAAGUCCACCUUUUCUUUCUCCACUGGAAUUGCAACCUGGGACUACGUGUGGUCGCCGUCAACUUGCUCCGAAGAUAUUGCGUUGAAAGUCUCCUACGAGGCGUUCUUGUCAUUGGAUGAACGUCAUAUUGCAGCCGUGAAAUUGGCAGUCAGUAGCAACUCCGAGGUUGAAAUCCUCGUCACGGAUGUCUUGGAUGGGCACAGCGCCAGUCGAACUUCGGACGCAGAGCCUAGGUUUUUCCCACCGAAGAAAGCCAUCUUGACGUCUGUUAAGCCCGCGGGCGUGGAAGAUGUAUCCGCAUUCGUCUUUUCGACCAUGCGGGGUGACGACCUGCCAAAGUUUCAGAAGGGCCUUUCGGCAGACCCUAACACCAAGACGAUCUCCCAGAGUUAUAGCGUGACGCUCGAUCCCGACUUGAAUGAUGGCGCAUCGACUUUUGUCAAAUAUGUCGGGGUCAUGUCGACAGAACAUUUCCCAGACGCCAAGGCCCUCGUACCCAAGGCCGUCACCGAAGCUGCUGAAGCCGGAUGGGACGCCCUUCGCUCGGCUCACACUGCCUAUGUCGCUGCAUUGAUGGACAGCGACUUGCUCGCUGACUUCCGGGAUACCGCCAACGGCGUUCUACCAGAGGAUAAAGACAUACGCUGGCUUCAGAUAACAGCCAUAGCUUCCACAUACUAUCUAUACACCAGCCUCUUGCCCUAUGAAGAGCCUGAUGCUACGCUGUCUGACAGUCUUUGGAACAUGCUCGAGUCUGGGUGCGCCUCUUGGACGCUCCUGCUCCAGUCCUUCUACCCCUACAUCGGCGCGCCCUGGUACCAUUUCUCGGAGCACAAGAACGACAACAGGGACAUUGAAGUUGGCCCCAACCCGGGCUUUCCCUUCAUGACGGGCCACGAAGAGCUGCUUCGGUUUAUGACGGCCGGGUUCCUGGGCGUGCGGACCACGGACGCGAACCUCGUACUCAACCCCUCUCUCCCGCCGCAGGUGGCGCACUUCAAAGCCCCAGUGCAGUUUUACAAUGGCGCCGUGGUUGAGUGUCGGAUGAAUAGGACCCACACCACCAUCACCCGCCGUGACGGAGCCGAGUUCAACGGCCUCGCCGAGGAUGGGUAUGGAAAUGGUGCUAUGCCCAUCACCAUUGGCCGCAGCACGGACGAUUCAGACGGGUAUACGAUCCAUUUAAAGGUCGGAGAGACAGUUGUGAUUGCCAACAGGCAACAUAGCGACAAGCUUACCACACACGGAAAUAUUCUCCAGUGCAAAGCAUCCUCGUCGCCCGACGCACACGUCCUGGGGCAACUGCCCAUUGCCGCCACCGACGGUUACACAGGCACCAGCUGGCAGCCCGAGUCAGACUCAGCCGCGACACUAGUUGUGAGUCUGGGAGCUUCCGCGGAUGAGCAUGCUGUAGAGCUGGACAGCAUUCUACUCGACUUUGGCAUGCGGCCGCCGAAGAAUAUCCGCAUCCUCAUCUCCAACCAAACGAGCUUUGCUGAGCCUGCGGGAGUAGAGCAGCAGCAGUCACUGGGACAGUGGGUCCCCGUCGUAAUCACCAAGCCCUGGAUUCCUGAUUCACAGGCUGUGCGGGACUCUGGAAACACCACGGUCGUCGAGCUUCCACGCGGUGUGUGGAGCGGGAGGUAUGCCAGGCUGGACAUUGAUGGAUGCUGGACUGAGGAUAGGGCAGGGGCUACUGUUGCUGAAUUUGCGCUCAUUUCCAGAGGUUCUGCUGUCAGUGAAGGCGAGCACGACGCACCUAAGACUGUGGAUUUCGAAGAGGUUGGCCAUGACGAGUUGUAG
Molecule: messenger RNA, 2187 nt
Organism: Diaporthe batatas
Lineage: Eukaryota; Fungi; Ascomycota; Sordariomycetes; Diaporthales; Diaporthaceae
Exons: 3
Coding region: 1-2187 (728 amino acids)
Biological process (GO): trehalose catabolic process
Cellular component (GO): fungal-type cell wall
Molecular function (GO): alpha,alpha-trehalase activity; carbohydrate binding
Source: RefSeq, a predicted model, not a curated record